AUGGGUUUGUGCAAUUCUAAAAGUUUUGAGAGAGAUCAACUAGCUCCCCCACCGGGAAACCGCUUAAGUGAUGAGUCCCAACGUCAAGGUGGUGGAUAUAAGAACCACUCGAACCCGGCGGCUUACGAGCACCAGACAGGUGCAGAGCAAUAUCUUAAGACUUUUCUGAGAAGCGUGGAGUCAGUUUUGAGUGAGCGUUUCACCUUUCAUUCCCAGGAGGAGCGUGACGCAGUUUCUUUGAGUUUCAUGAAUUCGUGCGCUGAGAUCACACGCACGAAGUUUCGGUUGAAGAUGGAAACGGUGGUGGAAAUAAUUUCUAAAAUUGCGGAGAGGGAAAAACUGAAGACCAUAUCUGAGACGCUCCCUUCGGUUAAAGAGUUUUAUGUGGAUGCUGGCUUCUUCCGUCUGCUUAACACAUGGAUGAGUAGCGGUGGCAGCCCUGCCAACCAAUGCACCACAAGUUCAGAAAAGUAUGUGACUGAGGGCAAAGACGUGAAGCGAGAUUCCAGGGCACCGACCAACUUCGCCUCGGUGCUGAUUGAUCACCUUAACUCCGCAUCUCUGAUUCCCACGAUGGAUCUGUUUCCGCGUUUUGCAGAGGGCGGUGAGGUGAUGACUCUAGAGCAAUUUGGGAAGUUUGUGACUGUUACCCAAGGCAAUGAACGUGCCGACGCCCAGAUUGUAGAGAAGUACAACCACCGUUUCGGUGGCAUAGUUCACAGGUACAACUUCAAUACGUAUUUGAUGGGGUUGAUGACCAACAACGCGUUAGACCCCUCGCGCACAACAAGUGUUUGGCAAGACAUGACACAGCCGCUGACUCGAUAUCUGAUAAAAACCAUACGUAUUGAAAGUGAAAGUGACCUCCAGCGGGCGCUUUCUGACAACUCCAGAGCGUUCGUCUUAAAAAUAAAAAGGAAUAGCGAAGGUGUGCUCUGCAGUGGAAGCUGCCCCUUGACGUGCAUCAUAGAGGGUAUCAAGACAAGUGGUUUCUCGACUAUCCCAUACCCUAUUAUUCUGUGUCUAUCCCCACCAAAUACAUUGCCGGUACAACUGAAGGAUGAGCUAGCUGAAAUACUGAGCAAGGGGCUUGGUACGAUGUUAGCAAAGGGGCUCAUGUUCGAGGGUGCUAUCAUUAGCGAUCCAAAAUUCAGCCCCGCUGCUCAACGGAAGAAGGUGCUCGUACUUGGAUACCAAAGUCCGUUGAAGCCAUUUGUCGGAAGUCUGAUGGCGGACAUGAACAGAGAUGGCUUGGGUGUGCGCGUGACGGAUGUUGUUACAGGAACUCCAGCAGCGAAGGCAGGAGUAUCGAAAGAUGACUGGUUUACUCAUAUUAAUGGUGAAGCCAUCAUAAAUAAGCAACACUUACGCGAGCAACUGGAAAAACUGGAAUUAGGCGAAGAAUUUACGUUGAAGAGGGAGAAUUUGGACGAGCUAAAGAUUGUGGUGGGGGGAGCUGUCGAUAGGGAAGACAAAAGCGAGUCUGCGGCUUUGUCCGACCUCUUAUUCUUGAAGUAUGCAAAGAAGAAAACAAACCUCAAACCAUGGGAGGUGGUAGUUCUUACGGCCGAUGUACUUCCUUCUUUAAAACCGAACCAGGACAGUCUUGAUGACCACUUUGCAUUUUUCUCUGACGUCGACGAGCACAGCAGCGAGCAAUGCAUUGGGAUUGCCACUCAGAUGGGGGUUCAGUUGAUAGACCACGGGAAUUCAAGAGAGGGAGGGCUAUGGGCCCAAGGUCGGUUUGUAGACAAUGGGCGGAGCGGGUAUCUCAUCAAAAACAACACAAAUGGAAAAUUAACAACGAGUGUUUCGGUGGAUAUCCUUGCUGGCCCCCAAGAGAUCAAGGGGCUACCCCUCUCGAGUAGCACGGCGCGAGUGUAUGGCGCUGGGAAAGCAAGUGUAAAGGGCAGUAAAAUUGUUUUUGAAGGAUGUAAUGAAACAACAGUUGCGGUGAUUGACUGCAAGUUUGUACAGGAUAGCUCUUCGUUUGAUUUCACUACUGCAUUUCCUCCCCUACUGUUGCGCUCUGGAUACCGCGUUCUGCGCUUGGAGCAGACCGGUGGCCUUACAAGGUUCGACGAGUGCGCACUUGGUGCUCACUGCCUAGUUUCCUGGAACAAGGCGGCCUAA
This is a messenger RNA of Trypanosoma brucei brucei TREU927, 2133 nucleotides long. RefSeq lists its product as hypothetical. Lineage: Eukaryota; Euglenozoa; Kinetoplastea; Trypanosomatida; Trypanosomatidae. The transcript has a single exon. The coding region runs from base 1 to 2133 and encodes 710 amino acids. The record is from RefSeq and is a predicted model, not a curated record. Gene Ontology annotation, biological process: phosphatidylinositol-mediated signaling; lipid metabolic process. Gene Ontology annotation, molecular function: phosphatidylinositol-4,5-bisphosphate phospholipase C activity; protein binding.